AACAAAAGUAAGCUGACUGAUGCAAUUGGCAAUCUGCAUUGUAUAUGUGUAUAUGUGUAUAGCACGUGUGCCACAUAAAUUAUUCAUGCAGGUUACGCGACAGAGAUAAUGCGAGGAUGAUAACUAAAAUGAUAAAAGGGUCAUUCUUCGCCUGUAAGCGCGAGGGAGAAGUAAAGCAAGCUCAAACGCCAUUGACAAGGUGGAAUCCGUUUACGAAAGACGAAUGGUCAAGAGAAAAGUGGUACUUUUUGAAACCGGAGAGUAGUGGGAAAAAAAGCAUCCUACUUGCAAUACCAGCGCGUUAUAAAAUAUCGUAUAAGCCCUUUUUAAACCAAGCUUUGACAAUGCGAAUCCGCAACAGUCAGUCAAGCUUGAAGUCAAGCGUGUUUCAAUUGCUGCCGUUGGUGGUCAUUUGUUUCAAACGGAUCUUGCAUCACAGAAAAGAAAAACACAGACGCAACCUCGUUUUUUUACUUUUAAGAACAUUAGCAGGGUCCGUGCGUAGAGAGCACGGUGUCAAAGAGUUGCCACCGCUUUAUAUGCACUUGAAAAAGAUCCUAAGUCUUAAUCAGUACAUUCACAAGGUCGAUCAAUACGCGAGAGAUCUUUCUGUGUGAAUUGGGAUGGCAUUACCCAACGAUAGAUUAAGUUUCCGUUAUAUUAAUAGUCAAACAUAGAAAGCUUCUCUUGUUGAUUAUUAUCUUUUUGUCAUUUUCUUAUUGUAUUUUAAAGAGAAACCCUCUUUUCUAGGAAGUUCCAAUAGAAAAAGAGGGGAAAAACUCC
Messenger RNA from Zychaea mexicana, 783 nucleotides. RefSeq lists its product as uncharacterized. The record is from RefSeq and is a predicted model, not a curated record. Bases 117 to 617 code for a protein of 166 amino acids. Lineage: Eukaryota; Fungi; Mucoromycota; Mucoromycetes; Mucorales; Lichtheimiaceae. The transcript has a single exon.